GCGUUACACCGUUCAGCUGUGAUUUUAGAAGUGCAAAAGAAAAAAUGAUUCAAUAGUUCAUUAAUCGAAAAGUAUGACAUUAGUUAUUACAAGAUAGUUGAGAACAAACUUAUUUAUAAAGCAAAUACACGAAUAACGUACAACAAAUGACUCUCGAUAUUGAUAAAACUGUAUAUUCUGAUAAGUUGAAUGGAAAAUCGCCGAUUCAACCAAAAAUAGAUAAAACUGAUCAUGAAAAGCCUUAUAAAGUGCAGUUAGUCUGGAGGAACAUUAUUAUUUUUAUUUAUUUGCAUCUUGGAGCAUUAUACGGUGUAUACUUAAUUUUCUCUUCAGCAAAAAUCUCAACAACGAUAUUUGCUAUUAUUCUGUAUCAUUUGAGUGGGUUCGGAAUCACAGCUGGAGUUCAUAGACUUUGGUCUCAUCGAGCUUACAAAGCGAAAUGGCCACUGCGAUUGCUUUUGACAUUAUUCAAUACUAUAGCUUUUCAGGAUGCCGUUGUCGACUGGGCAAGAGACCAUCGCAUGCACCACAAAUAUAGCGAGACAAACGCUGAUCCAUAUAAUGCAAAAAGGGGAUUCUUUUUUGCACAUGUUGGCUGGCUGCUUUGUCGUAAACAUCCAGAACUUCGAGAAAAAGGAAAAGAAAUUGAUUUAAGGGAUUUGUACGCCGAUCCUAUACUUAGAUUCCAAAAAAAAUACUACAUGAUUUUAAUGCCACUGUGUUGUUUCAUUCUGCCAACUGUGAUACCAGUUUAUUGUUGGAAUGAAUCGUGGAGAAAUGCUUACUUUGUACCAACUAUUUUACGCUGGGUUUACACUGUAAAUGCAACUUGGUUUGUAAACUCCGCUGCACACCUAUUUGGAAAUAAGCCGUAUGAGAAGAGUAUUUAUCCAUCGCAAAAUUUAGGCGUUUCUAUAGUAGCUUUAGGAGAGGGUUGGCAUAAUUACCACCAUACUUUCCCUUGGGACUAUAAAACAGCAGAAUUGGGAAAUUACGCGUUUAAUUUCACCACUGCUUUCAUCGAUUUAUUCGCAAAGAUAGGUUGGGCUUAUGAUUUAAAAACUGUUUCACCAGACAUUAUCAAAAGACGAGUCCAAAGAACUGGUGAUGGAAGUCAUGAACUUUGGGGUUGGGGUGAUAAAAAUAUAACGAAAGAAGACUUACAAGCAACGACUAUCACUCAUAAACGUUCGUAAUCGAUAAAACAAUUAAACAUACAUAUGCAAAUACUUCAAUUAUUUCUUUGGAAUAGCCCUCUUGAGCAGCUAUUAUCGUACUUAGCUUUUAGAAAUUAAAAAUAUACAUCAAUGUUUUUUUUCUAAAUUUGAUCACAUAAUUGGUUUAAAUAAAUAAAAUGA
Molecule: messenger RNA, 1358 nt
Organism: Phymastichus coffea
Lineage: Eukaryota; Metazoa; Arthropoda; Insecta; Hymenoptera; Eulophidae
Product: acyl-CoA Delta-9 desaturase-like
Exons: 6
Coding region: 147-1196 (349 amino acids)
Biological process (GO): unsaturated fatty acid biosynthetic process
Cellular component (GO): endoplasmic reticulum membrane
Molecular function (GO): stearoyl-CoA 9-desaturase activity; iron ion binding
Source: RefSeq, a predicted model, not a curated record